AUGGCUACACUAGUUGCAUCGCAGACGAACGGGCUCAACGGCGUCAACGGUGUCAAUGGCCAUGACGAGGCCAAACCGAAGACAAAAUUCGCCUCGAAGAACCAGCUGCGUCGCGCAAAGCAGAAACAGAAGAAGGCUCAGGAAAAGCAGAAGAAAGAGUCGCCACCACUGAAGGUGGAGGAGGAUGAGCAGAAAGUGAAUGCUGCGUACGUACCUGAGCCAUUGGAUAUCAAAGACCCCAGCCUCGAAGCAUUCUCCAACGUAUUUGCCCGCUUCCAGCUUCCCCCUGACGAGAGCGAAGUGAACCCCUCCAAGGGCGAGGUCAUCUACUCCGACGACGACAUGGCCUCGGAAGGCGACUCGGACGAGGAAGGAGAGAAGAAGCCGCUGUCGAAGAAGAAGGCGCGGAAGAUGAAUAGGCUCACCGUGGCGGAGCUCAAGCAGCUCGUGAAAAAGCCGGAGGUGGUCGAGUGGUGGGACGUCAGCGCCUCCGACCCGCGGCUCCUUCUGCACCUCAAGAGCUAUCGCAACACUGUUCCCAUUCCCGCGCAUUGGAGUGCAAAGCGCGACUAUCUGCAAGGGAAGCGCGGUAUCGAGAAGCCCCCGUUCCAGCUUCCGUCGUACAUCGCCGACACUGGUAUUGCGACCAUGCGCGACGCGGUGAAGGAGAAGGAAGCAAAUAUGACGCUGAAGCAGAAGACGCGAGAGCGCGUGCAGCCUAAGAUGGGCAAGGUGGAUAUCGACUAUCAAAAGCUGCACGACGCGUUCUUCAAGUUCCAGACAAAGCCGCCUGUCACUGGUUUUGGUGAAAUGUACUAUGAAGGGAAAGAGUUUGAGACACAGCUCAAGCACAAAAAGCCCGGUGAUUUGUCGCCUGAACUCGUCGAGGCGCUAUCGAUUCCUCCACUGGCACCACCGCCAUGGCUUAUCAGCAUGCAACGAUUUGGACCUCCCCCAAGCUACCCUACAUUACGGAUACCUGGUCUCAAUGCACCCAUUCCUGAAGGCGCACAGUGGGGCUUUCAUCCAGGUGGAUGGGGUAAACCUCCUCUUGAUGAAUACAACAGACCGCUGUAUGGUGAUGUCUUCGGUGUCAUGCCGAAGAUCAGCGAUACGGACGUCGGCGAGCCCGUGGACAAGAACCUGUGGGGAGAACUGGAACCCGAGGAAGAGGAAGAAUCCGAGGAGGAGGAGAGCGAGGAGGAAGAGGAGGAGGAGGAAGCAGCCGAGCUGCCGUCUGCAGAAGGCAUGCAGACACCCUCUGGCAUGGAGACCCCUUCUGGUAUGACCAGUGUCGUCUCCACUGUCGCCGGGGGCCUCGAGACGCCCGACUUCUUGGAGCUGCGGAAGAACCAGAGAGCGCCGUCGGAGGCGGCGGAUUCGGGACCAAAGUCGCUGUACCAGGUCGUGCCAGAGAAGCAGACGGCGGUCAGGGGGCUUAUGGGGUCGGAGAGGGGGUACGAUAUCAGUGCUGUUGCCGGGGCUGGGGCGAACGUGCCUGUUCUUGGAGAGGAGAGAGGGACCAAGCGGAAAGCCAACGGCGUCGAUAUUUCACUGGAUGCCUCCGAGCUGGAGGGUCUCUCAGAGGACGAGCUCCGGAGGAGAUACGAGGCCCAAUCGAGAGGCAAUGCUGGUGUCCCGGGCUCGAAGGAAGAUUUCUCGGACAUGGUGGCAAAGGAGAUGGCAAAGAAGAAGCAGAAGAUGGACAGGGACCGCGAGAGGAAGGGCGGAAAGGAGUUCAAAUUUUGA
Gloeophyllum trabeum ATCC 11539 is the source of this 1749-nucleotide messenger RNA. Its product is annotated as DUF382-domain-containing protein. The coding region runs from base 1 to 1749 and encodes 582 amino acids. Lineage: Eukaryota; Fungi; Basidiomycota; Agaricomycetes; Gloeophyllales; Gloeophyllaceae. Gene Ontology annotation, biological process: mRNA splicing, via spliceosome. The record is from RefSeq and is a predicted model, not a curated record. Gene Ontology annotation, cellular component: precatalytic spliceosome; U12-type spliceosomal complex; U2-type spliceosomal complex. The transcript is spliced from 7 exons.